CCGUCUUGCCUUCAUCCAAGAAUCGUCGCUAUGCGUCGACUCUGCCGUCCUCCCCGAGUCGUGCUUUUGGGCCUGUGUAAUCGUCUGACUGCGCCUAAUACAAGGCCCCGUAGACUGCCUGGACCUCUUACAUCGAUGCAACGACGAUGGCGGCCUUGGAAGAAGAGGUCGGUGCUUCCGUCCGUCCCUUGUCCGCUCACUACUGCUUGCGCCGUCGCCUGCUGCCCUCGCCCCAGAUCCGAACUCUACCUCCACCUCAUUCCGCCCACCUUCUCGACUAACCCUCCCAUUAUCUUCCCUCCCAUCUACGCCCCUUCCUCCUCCCCACAUGUCACCUUCUGCCUCCUCAUACGUCCCCCCAUUGCACCCACUCCCACCUAACCUGCCCUACCGCCCGCCCAGCUCAAUUGGACAGAGCAUCAGACUCUUUUCGAGCGCGGAGUCCUCGAGACUCCUUUCCCAGGACUGCUGUCGCUAGGCGGAAGCUGAAGGAUGCGAAUUCGCGGUGGGAUAUAUAUGCAUACACUGACGUUCCCUUUAAUCAUCCCCUUUCUUUCCAUCCCUUCUCUUCCCUCCCUCCCUUUUUGUAUUACCCGGCCUUGGCCCCUCCCUUACAACGCUCCCUUCGCCCUCCCUUCCCCACUCAUUUCGUCCUCCCUUGUUCAGUCCCUUCUCCUUAACG
Schizophyllum commune H4-8 is the source of this 682-nucleotide messenger RNA. RefSeq lists its product as uncharacterized. The transcript has a single exon. Lineage: Eukaryota; Fungi; Basidiomycota; Agaricomycetes; Agaricales; Schizophyllaceae. Bases 136 to 381 code for a protein of 81 amino acids. The record is from RefSeq and is a predicted model, not a curated record.